AUGCAACAUCCUACUCUCACUCGUUUCAUUAUCAUCUUUUUCAUAAUUCUUCACAUAGCUCAAGCAUACAAACUUACGGUUGAUCUAUCAUUUUUCUCUGUCUGUCGUGUAUAUGUAACGGAUUGUCAUGGUAAAACUUUAAGAGAUGCUGGAUGGAAAAAUUGUGAUUCUGGUUAUAAAUGGCACUGGGAUGAGGCACCUGAAACAUAUUGCUUGCAUAUAUAUCCUAAAACAAAUGGAGACGAUAAUAGAUGGUGUCAAGGAUAUAAAGAUGACUGCAUUUUCGUCACUGGUGAUCCGGUUGGUUGGGAAAUGUUUAAUUGUGCAGGAAAUAAAUGCGAUACGCAUUAA
Messenger RNA from Rhizophagus irregularis DAOM 181602=DAOM 197198, 351 nucleotides. RefSeq lists its product as uncharacterized. NCBI's taxonomy places the organism in Eukaryota, Fungi, Glomeromycota, Glomeromycetes, Glomerales, Glomeraceae. The record is from RefSeq and is a predicted model, not a curated record.